AUGUCGAAGCAAAAGAAUGUGGAGAUAAACUACGAUGAGGUUGAUGAGACGACGGGGUUUAAAGCUGCAGAGAUGUUUGUAUGGUUGAAAUUUGAGGAAUCAUACCUGCAAAAGCCUGAGGAUGAGCGUGAGGCGGAUGUGGAUGCAUGGGCUGAUACCUUUUGUGAAGAAAUGGAAGGGGAAGGUAUGAAUUAUGACCGCAACUUUGUCCGUUCCGUAUGCACGCUGGGAAUAUAUGCCGGGCUUCGUGAUGAGUUCCAACAGCGCACGGGAAGUGGAAAGGCAAUUUAUGCUAAUGGUGACCGCUAUGAUGGGGAGUUUUUUGAAGGGAAGAAACAUGGAAGGGGGCGGUACAUUUUUGUGAGUUUGGGGAAAAGUGAGUGCGAUAGAAUUGUGGAGAAGGAGCUGCAGAAGCUCGGUGAUGUGGUGGCUGGUGAGAACUUUGUGAAGGCUGUAGCGGACAGAUAUAAGAUAGGCUGUCACAUCAUUUCAUAUAUUAUUGAAUACGGGUUUCAUCCAUGCUAUCAUGGAGACUACGUGCGCGGUAAGCGUGUUGGGCGAGGACUAAUGAAGAACAAAGACGGUACGGUGUAUAAGGGAGAAUUCCUCGAGAACAAGCGUGAGGGUCGCGGGAUGUUUUUUUACCUCAAUGGUGACAUUUACUCGGGCAACUGGAAGAAUGGACGCAAGCAUGGUUAUGGGACAUAUCACUUUGUAGGCGGAAACGAAUAUCGCGGCAUGUGGAAUGAUGGCGUCUUUACACACGGCCAGUGGAUAUUCCCUGAUGGGGUUUAUUAUGAGGGACACUUCAACAAAAAGAACAGGCCUUGUGAUGAAGCGGCAUCUAUGCAUUACCCAGCGCUGAAAAUGGCUCAAACGGGUACAUUUAAACGAGGCACGUGGGCUCCCACCAGCGCACUUGAAGUGUGUGAAGAAACUCCGGUCGACGGCAUGACGUGGACCGAUUAG
This is a messenger RNA of Trypanosoma brucei brucei TREU927, 969 nucleotides long. RefSeq lists its product as hypothetical. The record is from RefSeq and is a predicted model, not a curated record. Lineage: Eukaryota; Euglenozoa; Kinetoplastea; Trypanosomatida; Trypanosomatidae. The coding region runs from base 1 to 969 and encodes 322 amino acids. The transcript has a single exon.